UCAUGGUUGUUGACCGACUCAGCCGGUGUGACUUACACUUGUCGCUAUCUGGUCACGGCUAUGAACAUUCUUAACGAGCCCGCUCUGUCCAACAUCCCUGAUGUCCAGGAUUAUAAAGGGCAGACAUGGCACACAGAUCGGUGGCCGAGCGAAGGUGCGAAACUUGAAAGGAAGCGUGUGGCUGUUAUCUGGACGGGCGCGACCGGUAUCCAGAUUAUUCAAGAGAUUGUCAAGACGGCAGGAUCUUUGACAGUCUAUUGACAGAUUACGCAUUGGACAGCACCACUACGAAACACAAAGAUUAGCCCAGAGGAAAUUGCGCAAAUUCGGCAGCCAUAUCCCGAAACAUUUCAACGAUGCCUCGACUCCUAAGCAGGUUUCAUUCACGUUGGUGACAAAAGCAGUGUCUUCGAUAUGGAAGAGGCGGAAUGCCUGAGGCUUCCUGGGUUCUCGAAAGUUUUGAGUUCCUCGGGUGACGUUUAUUGUGCAAAUCGAGAAGAAAACAAACUUCACAGCGAUUUUCAAGCCGACAAAAUUUGCCUGCGUAUCAACGACCCAGACAUCGCCGAGAAGCUUAUUCCCAAAAAUCACGGGUUUGGUAGCCGUCAGGUGCCUCUUGAAAGCGGUUACUACGAAGCUUUGAAUCGAUCGAACGUUCGUCUAGUUGACCUGACCGAAAGUCCUAUCGAGUGGAUUACGGAUAAAGACAUAAAGAAGCGGGAGGAGGAGUUUGAGUUUGAUAUCGCUUUUUACGCAACUGGGUUUGAUGCCGUCACAGGCUCGGUUAAGGCAGUUGAUUUCCAUCGGGCAGGCAGGACGAGGCUCUCAGAUGUCUGGAGCGAAGGCAUCCGGACUUUCUUUGGGAUGACCGUCAAGGGUUUUCCAAAUAUGUUCAUGUAUCAUGAUAAUGGGACCCUACAGAUAUUUGGAAAUAACCCUCGGAUUAUCGAAUAUGCUGCUAAGUGAGUAGCACAUUUUCUUCGGUACGCCCGAGAUCGGAAGCUCAGUUUUGUUGAAGCUACCAAAGAAGGACUGCGUACGUGGACAGAACAUGUUUUUCACUAUGGUGUGGAUUUGUUGGUAAACGAGGUUGAGUCGUGGAUGACUGGUAUCAACAGAAAUUUG
Molecule: messenger RNA, 1125 nt
Organism: Colletotrichum graminicola M1.001
Lineage: Eukaryota; Fungi; Ascomycota; Sordariomycetes; Glomerellales; Glomerellaceae
Product: phenylacetone monooxygenase
Exons: 1
Coding region: 415-966 (183 amino acids)
Source: RefSeq, a predicted model, not a curated record